AUGUUUCCUGGAGGAGGCUACGGUCGCGGAGGUCAAUAUUUUGGCCCCGCUUAUGACCUCUACGGCGAAGGCGGAAGCCGUGGUGGAGGAUGGGGACGAGGGCGUCGGCAAAGACGUCGACGUGGACAUGGUGCGGGAUGGCAGGGAGGCAGAGGAGGCUUCCCAGCUGCUCACUUAGGGCAGAACCAUGGCCAAGGCUAUGGCCAGGAGGACUACGAGGAGGAGGACUACGGCCAAGAGGGCUACGAUGGAAACCAGAAUGGAGGCCAAGAUCUGCGUGAACAGCUCCGGCAACGCGACGAAGCUCUGCGGAGCAAAGAGGAAGAGGUUAGGUCCUUGCGCCGUGCCCUGGCAGAGAAGAACGAGGCCUUUCAGAGCAAAGUGGAGGAGCUCGAGUCGGUGCGUGGCACUCUGGCUGAAAUGAACGAGGCCAACAAGAGGUUGGAGAAAGAGAAAGAUCAGGUCAUUGCCCAGAAGAACGGCAAGAUCCGGUCAGCCGAGGCACAGCGCGAGUCGGCGAUACAGGCUCGAAGUGACCUAAGAAGCAAGGCGGUUCGCAUCAUUAAGGAUCUCCAAGGAAAGGAAGCCGAGGCCAAGAAAGAUGCUGCUCAGGCCAGGACAGAGCUCCAAUCGGCGAAUGAGGUGGUUGCUGAGCAAACUGCUCAGAUCGAGGCCCUACAGAACAUGCUCAAGGACCAUGAGGAUGGUAUGCAUCGUUCAAGCACUCAGGGUGCUGCUACUGUGCCUGGGCCUGAGGUUGAGCUUCUCACUGAGGCUAGCGAGUACACACAAGCCCAUGACACUAUUACAAGAUGGAAAGAGUGGUUUCAGUUCGUCGAAGAUGAUGAGUUUCACGAUGCCAGAACCAUGGCGGACCUGGUUGCCAUCCUGGCCGAAGCCCAACCCAGGGGAAGGCUCUAUGAGUUCUUAACGGUGGGGCCCCUUGAUGAGUGGUUGUGCCUUUCGCGCGUCUGCGAGAACAAAUUCGCCAUCACCGCUAACCUUUGCUGCCGGGCGCCCGGUGGUUAUGGUGUGGCGUGCCGGGCGGUAAUGGUGACGAUUAUCGAUUCGAUGCAGUUGGUGGACGCCCUUGAGAGGGUAUGGCAUGGAAGGGCCAAGAUGAUGAAGCAGUCCAUCAUUGGGACUCUUUCGCUGGCGAGAGAUGCCUGGAAAGGGGGCUGCCGCUCCAUGGUGGGUGUAUCAUUCAGCGGGAUUAAGCCCAUGCCUGAGAAGGAAUCGCAGCCGCGUCGAUCCACUAGAGUCUGGAGGGGGACUAAGAGGAGGACUGAAGGCAAAUUCUCAGUCAAGACCACGGCCGACCGAGCGGCGUAG
Fusarium vanettenii 77-13-4 is the source of this 1332-nucleotide messenger RNA. RefSeq lists its product as uncharacterized. The record is from RefSeq and is a predicted model, not a curated record. Bases 1 to 1332 code for a protein of 443 amino acids. The transcript is spliced from 4 exons. Lineage: Eukaryota; Fungi; Ascomycota; Sordariomycetes; Hypocreales; Nectriaceae.